This is a messenger RNA of Penicillium nucicola, 1182 nucleotides long. RefSeq lists its product as uncharacterized. The record is from RefSeq and is a predicted model, not a curated record. Bases 1 to 1182 code for a protein of 393 amino acids. The transcript is spliced from 3 exons. Lineage: Eukaryota; Fungi; Ascomycota; Eurotiomycetes; Eurotiales; Aspergillaceae.
AUGCCUUCUGAUUCGGAAAACCCUGCUAGGUCGAUCUUCACUAAGAAGCCGAUGCUAAUAAAGGUCGGCAAAGAUAGUCGGAAUUACUAUGCUCACGAAGGCGUUCUGGAUGCCUGUCCCGCAUUUGACAUCGAGUUUGAGUUUAUACUUGACUGGACUGCUUUUGAUGAACAAACUGUGGAAUGUGUCUUGAGUUUUCUUUAUACUGGAGAUUACCCGGUGAAUCUUCCCGCUUUGGAGAAAAGCCAGAAAACGGAAGACUUCGCCGAGGACACCGAAGAUGAGCUUCUGGAAGAACCAGAGGAUGCAGAUGCAGCAACAGAGGAAGAUGAACCAGAGGAAGCGGUAACGGUAGACGAAGAAGAGGCGAAAGAGGAGGAAGAGGAAGAACAAGAAGAGGAAGAAGAAAAAGAAGAGGAGCAAUCCGUACAAGAGCCACAGUCACCAGCAAGUGAGCUAGCAGCACCAGAAAUAGACGCCAUACACGAGCGAAGCUGCCAAUCAGAGCCAACAUCAGCCCCAACUAUUUCCAAUCCCCAGUCAGAAGUGGGAGACGAUCUGAUUUCUCGACCCCUAACACCUAUCCGAGAAUGUCCAGGGAUAAGAAUGCCCGACAAUUUCACGCCAACAAAAAGACAAGAAGAGCCACAAGAAAACGAAGUAGCAGAAAUCUACCUGCACGCAAAAGUCUACUCCUUCGCCUGUCAUUACGAUUUCACAAAGCUGCAAGAGUUUACUCUAAACCGCCUCGCUCAAAUCCUUGAUCGUCUUCAGCGAACACAGCUUACUUUGUUCCCGUACCUGGCUGAUGCUAUUCGAUUGAUCUAUACUAGCACCGAAGCCGGUGAUUCCGCGAGAUACCUGCUUUCGCAGUUCGUUGCAUUAGAAUACCUCGCCCUGUCAGGCGAGGAGAUGAACAAGCUUGUUGCAGAGGGAGGGGACUUUAUGGUUGAUGUUUCGGAGAAGCUUACACGAAAGAUCGGCUCAUUAUCAUUGGAGGAGAAGGUUGAAGAGCUCAUCGCGAAGAAUUUACAGUUGGAGUUCGCGGCUGCUGCUCGUCAGGAGGCUUUGAAAAGUUUGAAAGAGGAGGUGGAGGGCUGGGAGAGCUGGAAUCGGCAGCUUGCUUUCGCGCAGCGGAGAAAGGACUGGGAGAGGUAUCAGAUUUUUACAUAUGAGAUCUGA